AUGGACGACGAAGCUAUAGAAAAUCAGCUUAAUCUGGACGUAUCCGAGUUCGAAGAUGAUGACGGCGAUGAUGAUAUCGAUGAUGUGGAUUAUCGACCUCAGGGCCAAAAUCGUCGAUCGGACAAUUCAGCAGAAUCGUCUUCUGAUUCUGAAGGUGAGCUUACAGUUUCAAGUCCUGCGAUUUCUAAUUCUUCUGUUACGCGAGGGAGGAGCUUACAGCGUCGAGGUGGCCGUCGUGAUCGAAGAAUUUCUUCGAAUUCUCGAGCAAGUAGUAGAAGAGCAAGUUCAUCUCGUGGGAGAUUGUACCAGCAAGUGGAAGCUGAAGAUAACGAGGAUAUUGGCAAUGACGAUGGACAAUUUGGAGGUUGGAAAGAAAAAGAUUUUAAUCCUGAUAUAAUUCCUUUUAUGCAGCCAUCGUAUUUACCUCUUAAUGACGAAGAAUUCUGUAAAAUUGAUUAUUUUCGUCGAUACGUAAAUGAUGAGCUGAUGCAAAUUAUCGUAGAUAGAUCCAAUGAGAUGUAUCUAUCAAGAAACGGCCAGUUUUUAAAUUUGACACUUCCCGAGUGCUACAUUUUUAUUGCAAUUAAUUUAGCCAUGUCUUGUAUUGGAUAUCCAAUUCUCCGAAUGUACUGGCAACACAAAUUUCGUGUCGCUUUUGUAGCUGAUCAUAUGUCUCGGAACAGAUUUUUCAUUCUUCGGAAUUCUUUAAAACUCGUUAAUGACAACGACUUUUCUGCCGAAGAUAAAAGUAAAGACAAGCUCUGGAAAGUUCGCCCUCUUAUCAAAGAAAUUCUUAAGGGUUGUCAUUCUAUACCAAAGGAUCAAAAACUGUCAAUUGACGAAAUGAUAAUUCCUUUUACGGGCGCCUGUGGGAUGAAGCAAUAUUGCCCAGGUAAACCUAAUCCUACAGGUUUAAAAACUUUUGUCUUGACGAAUCCCACUGGAGAAGUGUGUGAUUUUGAUAUAUAUCAGGGGGCGACUAUAUAUCCUUCUUAUGCUGAUACAUCAUUCGGGUUGGGAGAGAAGGCAGUUCUUGCCUUAACGGAGGAUUUGUUGCCGGGACAUAUAAUUUACUGUGAUACUUUACCACCGAGAUACUGA
Molecule: messenger RNA, 1101 nt
Organism: Parnassius mnemosyne (clouded apollo)
Lineage: Eukaryota; Metazoa; Arthropoda; Insecta; Lepidoptera; Papilionidae
Source: the annotation of a GenBank genome assembly